This is a messenger RNA of Amphiprion ocellaris (clown anemonefish), 3131 nucleotides long. It is a transcript of the gene ints10, whose product is annotated as integrator complex subunit 10. The coding region runs from base 386 to 2599 and encodes 737 amino acids. The transcript has 18 exons. Gene Ontology annotation, biological process: snRNA processing. NCBI's taxonomy places the organism in Eukaryota, Metazoa, Chordata, Actinopteri, Pomacentridae. The record is from RefSeq and is a predicted model, not a curated record. Gene Ontology annotation, cellular component: integrator complex.
UCGUAAAGCAGGACGCAGCGUCAUUUUUACGGCUGCGUGGUGACGUCACUAUCGUAACGUGAGAAAGUGUCGGUAAAUAAAGGGUUAUCUUCAUCUGGUAAAUUUAUAAGGGCUUUCAGUUGGUUUUCACUUCUCUUGUACGCUUGUUUUGUCUUAAAUGAAUCGAAAUGAUCGAAUAGAGCAUGACCCGAUGAACAGCUCUUGCAAUAAUGUCAACUGUAAGCCACAUAGCUAACGCUAGCUAGCUAAUUUUAUGUGUUGCUAACCUGCUAACCGUGCAGCUGAAAUUUAUGCACUGCAACGUGCGCGUUUGAACAAAACAUAUGAACUGAGGUCUGGACUGCGUCUGUAGUCAUUUGGACACCUUCAGUACGAUUAAAUUAAAAUGUCAGCGCAAAAAGACUGCGAGUUUUUGGUGAAAAGAGCCCGGGAGCUGGUUUCUGAUGAUCCCUGUGCGGCCAAAGCCUGGCUCAUAACUGCCAGAACCCUUUACCCUACAGAUUUCAACAUACAGUAUGAAAUGUACAUAAUUGAACGCAACGCAGAGAGGACAGCUUCAGCAGGGAGACUGCUUUAUGACAUGUUUAUAAACUUUCCAGAUCAGCCCAUUGUUUGGCGUGAGAUUAGUGUCAUCACAGCAGCCCUGCGUAGUGAUUCUCAGGACAAGCAUGCACAGUUUCUACGAGGGCUUUUUGAGACACUGCCUGGUCGUGUGCAGUGUGAGAUGCUGCUGAAAGCCACAGAACAGUGUUUCAACACUUUGGAGAAGGCAGAGAUGCUGCUGCUCCUCCUGAAGCGCUUUCCAGAGUCUGUGGUCCAACAUGGGGUCAAUUUAGGGGAGACAUUGUUGGAGGCAGAAGCAUCAGAGAAUGUGGAGACUCCUGUCAACUGCUUCAGAAAACUUUUUGUGUGUGAUGUCCUUCCAUUGGUCAUAAAUAACAUGGACAUGCGCCUGCCAGCCAGCCUAAUGCAGAAAUAUAUGUUGAAAGCAGCUGAAUUCUACAUUGGUUAUGUUACCCGUGGACCCUCGCCUGAUGUACAGAUACAAAGCUCUCAGGAAGGUGGGACUCUGAAGUCACCCACUGUCUCCCGUGGCUCACAGCGUUAUGUGAUUGACGGCCUGUCAGAAAAAUCCUCAGUGGUGGCAGAGCCUUGGGAGAGGCUUCUGGAUAUCCUUGGUGUGGUGGGAGCCCGCUGUGAGUGGCAGGGAGACAAGGGACAGAGGAGUUAUGUUGACAUGCUGCAGAGAAUGAAGGAGCUGUGUCGCUACCUGCCUGGUCUGGAAGGAGACACAAGGUCCCGCUGCUGCAGUCAGGUGGUCAUCUGUGCUGCGCUCGUCCUCUUUCGCAGUGCCUUCCUCUAUGUCUCAGCUGUACAGCCUGCACUGUUCCAUGGAGUCAGUGCGUUGAGUUCAGGCCCAUGGAUCCUUGUCGAGGAUUUGAGUUCAGUGUAUAGUGAUGUGGAAUUAGACAGAGGAGGAGUAAAACAUGCACAUAAAAAACGCAAACUGGCUGAUGGGAGAGAGAAGACUAUGAGCUCAGAUGAUGAGGAAGGUCUGGGGAAAUCCCGUGGUCGACACAUUUUGGUGAACAAAAUGGAGAUGCCCAGCUGGUCAGAGACUCUGGAGAGCUUUUGCACAGCAAGAGAAAGCUGGGACCUCCUUCACUCCCACGAUGGUCUGGAAAGUGAAUUCAAGAAGAUAUGUGCCACUUGGAAGACAGACAGCUGGCUGUGGUUCAGGAUAUUCCUCACUGAUAUGAUUAUGUACCAGGGACAGUACCGUAAAGCCCUCUCCAGCCUGCACCAGAUGGCUGCAGUGCAACAGCCCCAGCCUGGGCAGCAGAGCCCCUCCGGUCAGACCAGUCUGGAGCACCAUAGGGCCCUGAUACAGCAGGCAUCCUGCCACUAUGCACUGGGAGAGUACAGGAUGGCCUGUGACAAGCUGCUUGAUGUUGUUAGUGGACUGGUACCUCCAAACCAAGAACUGACAAAGGCACCAGAGGAUCAGGGUAGAGUCAAGACCAAAAGUAGGAAAGGUAAUGACUUGAGGUUACUUCCUUGCACCAGCAAAGCUGUACUACCUUUCUGUCUCCAGCUGAUGCUCGCCUGCUUCAAGCUUCGUGCCUUCACGGACAAUCGUGACGACCUGUCGCUCGGUCAUGUGGUGGUGCUUCUGCAGUACGACUGGCCGCAGGGAGAGAUGCUGUUUUUAAAGGCAGUCGAUAAAAUCUGUCAGCAAGGCAGCUUCCAGUACGAAAAUUUCUUCAACUAUGUCACUAACAUUGACAUGCUGGAGGAGUUUGCAUACCUGCGUACUCCAGACGGAGGGAGGAUUCAGCUGGAGCUGCUGCCCAAUCAGGGAAUGCUAAUUAAGAAUCCUAGCCCCGCCCUGGGGGUGGAGUUAAAUACCCUUCUGCUACAAGGGGUGCAGACGAUGGACAGACACCACACAGUGACACGAGGAAUCACCAAAGGAGUGAAGGAGGAUUUCCGUUUGGCCAUGGAGAGGCAGGUGUCGCGUUGUGGAGAGAACUUGCUCAACGUGCUCCACCGUUUCUGCAUUAAUGAGAAAAUAAUCAUCAUCCAGUCCCUUCCUUGACACCUGGCGUGUCUCGUUUAAACCAUGGCACAGUUUUAAUGCAGUUGGACUGGAUUUAUGACUCCAAAAGGUGUUUCUCUACAGAGGACACAUUUCUAGCUCUCAUGUCUUUUAUCAUUCAUCAUUGCGCUCUUAAGAAACGUCAGUGUAUUCUUCUUGCCUUAAAAGUGGACCUCUCCUUUCAGAGAGUUAAAGACAAUACUGUAUACACAGUGUUGAUGUCAUAAUCACUGUACAGUUAUUUUGUAGUUUUUUUCCUCACUAGUACAAAGUUGAGGUGGUAACUUACUGUGAUGUUUUGUGGGAGUCAACGUUGACAACAAAAUCAAAUGCGUUUUUGAUACUGUUUUUGUAAAGUUUAUUGUUUUUGCUACAGUCUUGAUCAAAUAGUUAGUUUAUAUUGAUGUUUCCAUUAAAUGUCACCUGAAUGGUUUAAAGAAGUUAACAUGUUAUUACAUCAUUUAUAUGUGUCAAGCGCAUCAGUUUCUCAAUGCUUAUAAAACAAAAUUAAAAAUGAGAUGCUUUAACUCAG